Molecule: messenger RNA, 2101 nt
Organism: Acomys russatus (golden spiny mouse)
Lineage: Eukaryota; Metazoa; Chordata; Mammalia; Rodentia; Muridae
Gene: Slc34a3
Product: solute carrier family 34 member 3
Exons: 13
Coding region: 15-1934 (639 amino acids)
Biological process (GO): intracellular phosphate ion homeostasis; sodium-dependent phosphate transport
Cellular component (GO): apical plasma membrane; brush border; vesicle
Molecular function (GO): sodium:phosphate symporter activity
Source: RefSeq, a predicted model, not a curated record
ACACACAGCAGGUCAUGUGCGCACCCAGCAGAUCUUUGACCUGCAGCUGUUCCCGCUGUGCCUCCUCCCCGCUGGUACCCCCUCACCACGCAUGCAGCAAAUCUAGGAUUGGGCCUGGAUCUUUUCUCUGCUCGAAAUCCAUGCCGAAUUCCCUCGCUGGUGGCCAGGCCCCCAACCCUACUCUGGCUGCGAUUGACCUGGCGGACCAGAGUCUGAAAAAUGCAGGGAUCUCCAGUUCUGUCCCAGGCUUGGAGGAGGAGGAAGGCACAGACCCCUGGGCCUUCUCUCACCUGAAGAACACUGGCCUACGGAAAGAGGUCAGCAUGGCCAACAGGCUCCACCGGGUGGUCAUCGGCUUCCUCAAGGCGUGUGGACUCCUGGGAAGCCUCUACUUUUUCAUCUGUUCCCUGGACAUCCUCAGCUCGGCCUUCCAGCUACUAGGCAGCAAAAUGGCUGGAGACAUUUUCAAGGACAAUGUGGUGCUGUCCAACCCUGUGGCUGGCUUGGUCAUUGGCGUCCUGGUCACAGUUCUUGUACAGAGCUCCAGUACAUCAUCCUCUAUUGUGGUCAGCAUGGUGGCCUCUAAGUUGCUGACCGUCCAGGGAUCCGUGCCUAUCAUCAUGGGUGUCAACGUGGGCACUUCCAUUACCAGCACCCUGGUCUCCAUGGCACAGUCAGGGGACCGGAAUGAGUUCCGGAGGGCCUUCAGCGGCUCGGCUGUUCAUGGCAUCUUCAACUGGCUGACAGUGUUGGUAUUGCUGCCGCUGGAGAGUGCCACAGCAGCAUUAGAGAGGCUGAGUGAGCUGGCCCUGGGUACUGCUAGCCUGCAGCCAGGGGGGCAGGCCCCUGACAUCCUCAAGGCACUGACGCAGCCUUUCACACACCUUAUCAUCCAGCUGGAUAGCAGCCUGAUUGCCAGCAACAACGCCACUAACAGCAGCCUGAUUAAGCAAUGGUGCGGCACCAGGGGGGAGCCGGGGAGCGGAGAGGAUUGCGGCACCUCCAACUCCUGCACAGAGAGGAACAGCACAGCAUCUCCAGAGGAGAGCAAGCUACCCUGCCACCACCUGUUUGUGGGCUCAGAACUCACAGACCUGGCUGUGGGCUUCAUGCUGCUGGCUGGCUCUCUGCUGGUGCUCUGUGCCUGCCUGGUCCUCCUGGUGAAGCUACUCAACUCUGUGCUGCAGGGCCGUGUUGCACAGGCUGUGAGAACCACCAUCAACGCAGAUUUUCCUUUCCCCUUUGGCUGGCUCAGUGGCUAUUUGGCCAUCCUCGUUGGUGCAGGCCUAACUUUCUUGCUUCAGAGCAGUAGUGUGUUCACAGCAGCCAUCGUGCCCCUCAUGGGGGUUGGGGUGAUCAACCUGGAGCGGGCCUACCCCCUCUUCGUGGGUUCCAACAUUGGCACCACCACCACAGCCCUGCUGGCUGCUCUGGCCAGCCCUGUAGACAGGUUGCUCAUCGCUGUCCAGGUUGCGCUCAUCCACUUCUUUUUCAACCUGGCUGGCAUCCUGCUGUGGUACAUGGUGCCUGUCCUGAGACUGCCCAUUCCACUGGCCAAGCGCUUUGGGGAGCUGACCGCCCAGUACCGCUGGGUGGCCAUCGUCUACCUGCUCUUCACCUUCCUGCUGCUGCCCCUGGCAGCCUUCGGACUCUCCCUGGCAGGGGGCUUGGUGCUGGUCGCAGUGGGGGGUCCUCUGGUGGGACUGGUGCUCCUUGUCAUUCUGGUUAACGUCCUGCAAAGGCACCGGCCAUCUUGGCUGCCACGCUGUCUUCAGGCCUGGGCCUGGCUGCCACUCUGGCUCCGUUCUCUGGAGCCCUGGGACCGGCUGGUGACUGGCUGCUGCCCCUGCAGGGCCUGCAGCAACUCCCAUGAGACCAACAAAGUGGCUCACUGCUAUGAGAACCCACAGGUCCUAGCUUCCCAGCAGUUGUGAAAAGUAGGAGCCAUAGUCCAUCAACCCAGCUCCAUUAGCUUCAGGGCAGUGGAGCCUGGCGAGACUGCCUGCCGGUCUUCCCAGGGCUCCACGUGGACCUCUUAGUCUCCUGCAUCAUCUUCUUUGAAAAUAAACGAGGCUAUUACUGAGGAGUGUUGACUUUCUCU